AUGUCUACUUCGCCCUCUCUGCGCUCCUCCUCGUUUGGAGACAGGCCGAGACCCUCUACGCCAGACUCCAUACCAUCUGCCGCCUCACGGGGGUCCUAUUUCUCUGUUGCCCCCAAGUCCGAAUACCUCAAAAAUGCAAUCCAUGCACGGAGGGCCCAGCCAAGUCCAUCGCUACCCCCUCAGGAUUUGAUACCCAAGCCUUCUUCGCCUGCGCCAAGCUCCCCACAACAAACAACGGCCCGAGUCUCACCGGAUAUCUUUCUCCAGUAUGCUCUGUCCGAAGAACAAACGGCGCCUGUUUCUCCCGUCCAGCGGAAACGACCCUCCGACUUUGGCUAUGCGACAUCCAAGACGAACAGGGAGCUCAGCAAGGAGAUUGAAAGACUCAAGGAAAGCCUCAUGACUGCCAAUUUGCGGGUGGAGUUGCUCAGCAGGAACAAAAAGGAAUCACAAGACAAACUUGCCUCGGCCUUGGAAACGAUAGAGCGCCUUGAGUCCAUCGAAGACGAGGUCCAUGAUCUUCGCGCUGAAAAUAAGAAACUAAAGCUUAGAGUCAACAGCAUGAAAGAGGAAAUGGCACGCCUCAACAAAGUCAACGAGGACCAUCGCAAGAUCAACGAGGAACUCACUACCAUAGCAAGCGAGAGUGCUGCACACUGGUCGGCUCACGAAUCCGCCAUUGACGAAGCAGCUGAAUGCAUCAUCAAGAUGGAAGAGGAGAAAGCUGCCCUGUCCCAGGAACUUCAGGAGCUCAAGGAGCGAGUCGCUGCUAUUGAACGCGUCUCUUCCGAAACCCCGCUCGCCCUUGGCCUUGACAAAUAUCCAUCGCGUGUCUACAGCGUCGACGAAUCGCGGCCCUCGACUAGCCAUUUUGACUCGGACUACUAUAGUCAACCUGAUUCACCCCAGCCAAAACCAAGCAGCGAAUCGGUCAAUUCCUUGAGACCUUCGGAGCGAUCAAGAAAGUUCCUUGAUUCGACCGAGCAACACAGACGAUCAGCUCGCAGUCUGGUCCAGCGCAUGUCGGCAGCAUCCCUAAGAGCACUUUCCGAGGCAACUCCGUGUCCUACCUACCAACAGCAAAUUGCUACUGUCGAAGAAGAAGAUAGAUCGCCUACUCCCCGGAAGGCUUCUGUACAGCGCCGCAGGGGCCAUGAUGCUGCUUCACCGACUUUGAUGCCUGCGGCAGAAAUUUGCUCUUCUCGACCCCAUACCGUGACGCCAUACGCAGAGACAACACCCCAUCCAGAUGGCCUUCGUGCCCUGUAUCAUCCUGAUCGAGCUAGGAACCGCAGAGCAAAUAACCUCCGCUCAUCUUCAGGCCAAUUCGAUAGCCCUACAAAUUUACAUCGUCUUGCCACUCGUCCACAGACUACAUACGAAACAUGGCAACGGCCUGGAUUUGCAGAGUCUGAAGUCGAUCUCACAUCAGUAGUCGAUCCGUUAGAAGACAAAGAGCGGUGGUGGCGUAGCAUGGACCGCUUAAAUAUUGACCAUGUAAUUGCUCGCUACACAACAUUGGAAUGA
Bipolaris oryzae ATCC 44560 is the source of this 1527-nucleotide messenger RNA. RefSeq lists its product as uncharacterized. The record is from RefSeq and is a predicted model, not a curated record. Bases 1 to 1527 code for a protein of 508 amino acids. The transcript has a single exon. Lineage: Eukaryota; Fungi; Ascomycota; Dothideomycetes; Pleosporales; Pleosporaceae.